AGUGAAGCAGGUAGUGCAACACCAACUAUGCAAAUCUGAAAUUACUCUAAUAUAUACAAAUUCUAACAUAAAUUAUUAUUUAAAAAAAAGUACUAACUCCUAUAAAUAAACAAAUAACGCCAGCACUUGGAUCAGCAAACUGUUCCCAAGAAUUUAUGAUGAUCCAUAAAUAUAAUUAUUUACACAUUACCCCACCUUAAUCAACUACACUUAACCAAAUCUACAUUUCUAGUACUUCUACUUAUUCAUUUUUCUUCCCUUCUCAUUUUUUCCCUCUAAAACUUCUGUCACAAAAUAUAAUCUUUGAUUACUUAAUUAACAACUUUCCCUAGUCCAUUUACAUCCCUAGCGCGACGAGUAACGUUACUCGUCGCGUUGCAUUAGCCUUUCAAUAUAUAGUAGUACGAGUCACAACACGAUAACAAAAAACAAAAAAAUGGAGAAUUUCAGAUCUAUGUCAUGCAGAGAAGGAAGAAUGCAAAUGGAGAAUUGUAACAACAACAACAAUGGAGGUGGAAAAUCGAGUGGACCGCCGACAAGUAUGCAAGAUCUAAGAUCUUAUAGUACGUCAUAUGCUUCUAAUUAUAUGCAAGUUCAUCCUCAACCUUCAAACAAAGAUUCAAAAGGUAAUCAUAAUAAUAAUGAUCAUAAGAAAAACAACAAGGGGUUUGGAUCAACUUCAUAUUCGAAUUCAUCGACGAAAGGGUGGAGUUUAACAGAUCCAGAACUUCAAAGGAAGAAAAGGGUUGCUAGUUAUAAAGUUUAUGCAGUUGAAGGUAAAAUGAAAGGUUCUUUUAGGAAGAGUUUUAGAUGGAUUAAGCAUACUUGCUCUCAAGUUGUACAUGGUUGGCGCUGAUAUAUUUUAUUUCAAUUCCUUCUCUUUUUAUGUUUAUUUUUACUUUUAUUUUGUUGUUUAUGUUUUAGUAUUGUGUUAACGAUGAAAAUUAAGUUGUGUUGUUUGUAUGGUGAUGAUUAUGAAGAUGGUUGAAAUACUGAUGUGCUUUGUUCUUUUUUA
This is a messenger RNA of Chenopodium quinoa (quinoa), 1015 nucleotides long. RefSeq names its product probable myosin light chain kinase DDB_G0279831. Lineage: Eukaryota; Viridiplantae; Streptophyta; Magnoliopsida; Caryophyllales; Amaranthaceae. The transcript has a single exon. The coding region runs from base 437 to 856 and encodes 139 amino acids. The record is from RefSeq and is a predicted model, not a curated record.